AGAGUUCAAGUGCCAAAAGGCAGAAAAGGUCUUUGCCGUAUAAUCAACAUUGAAUAUUUUUAUUUCGUGUUUAUAAACUUGUAUAACAAAAAUAAAAAAUGACACGCCAUGCAAGGAACUGUACCGCCGGAGCGGUAUACACAUAUCACGAGAAGAAAAAGGACGCGGCAGCGUCAGGAUAUGGGACUCAAAGCGAAAGAGUCGGCAAGGAUUCUGUAAAAAGUUUCGACUGCUGCAGCCUGACUUUGCAGCCUUGCAGAUACCCUGUUGUGACCAAAGAAGGCUAUUUAUUCGAUAAAGAAGCGAUAUUGGAGUAUAUUAUAUCAAAAAAGAAUGAGUACAACCGAAAAUUAAAGCAAUAUGAAAAGCAAUUGAAGAAGGAGGAAAAUGAAAUGAAAGAGCUCGCAGCAGCUGAAAAAGAGUCUAAUUUAAUCAAAUUCAUGAGCAGGGAGAAGAACAUUUCACAUUCUAGUAAAUCUGACAACAGCGCUCCUUCAGCCUCUGUAUCAAACCUUGCAAAUGGUAAACACAAGGAGUUGCCGAGUUUCUGGGUGCCCUCACAACUUCCCGACGCUAAAAUCUCCAAAAUCGAGAAGCCAGACCCUACAGUUUACUGCCCAAUAAGCGGCAAGCCUCUCAAAAUGAAAGAUUUGAUUGAAGUCAAAUGGACGCUGGUAAAUGACCCUGAUGAUAAGAAAUCUCUUAUUGCUAAAGAGAAUCGAUACAUGUGCCCUAUUACACAUGAUAUUUUGAGUAAUGCAGUACCUUGCGCUAUUAUAAGAACAAGUGGCCACAUCAUAACUCUGGAGUGUGUAGAGAAAAUCAUCAAGAAAGAUUGGAUCAACCCUCUCACAGGUGAAAAGCUCAAAGAAAAGGACAUCAUUCCUCUGCAGCGAGGAGGCACUGGCUAUGCUCUGACCAAUCAAAACCUGGAGGGCAAGAAUGAGAGACCUGUGUUGCAAGCUUAGAUUUAGUGUAAUUAGGGUAAAAUAAACUAAUUUAAUUUGUAAAAUUAUAAAAUUAGUAAUUUU
Molecule: messenger RNA, 1031 nt
Organism: Maniola jurtina (meadow brown)
Lineage: Eukaryota; Metazoa; Arthropoda; Insecta; Lepidoptera; Nymphalidae
Product: nitric oxide synthase-interacting protein homolog
Exons: 2
Coding region: 99-968 (289 amino acids)
Biological process (GO): protein ubiquitination
Cellular component (GO): nucleus
Molecular function (GO): ubiquitin protein ligase activity
Source: RefSeq, a predicted model, not a curated record